GGAGAGCAUAUUGUAUGUACGAUUGAUUCGACCAUGCGUUGCAUUGUCUGUGUGUUUGGAUACACAUAUAACUAUCUACGUGUACAUGUUUAAAUACCUGACCAAAAUAGUUAUACAAGUUUAAAUUGUCCCGGUACGGUUUGUUCCGAGUGUGCUCGAUCUAUUGUAAGACUCGCAACCAUGGAGAGUAGGGUCGUUUGAAAAUGGCGGCCCCCACAGUAGUGAUAUUCCAAAAGGAUACCAAUAUUUAGUUUACACAACCAGAGGACAUAUAGCUACAGGUGUCUGUGAGAUCCAGCCAUGACCUCCCUUUAUCCUGGUACCCUGUUUUGUACUCCGGGACUCAAUCGUCGGUCAACACCCUCAAAGGCUGGCACCACUUCUGAAGAACUAGCAAAGCGCUAUAGAAGAUUACCAUACAAUGGCCGACCCUGGCCAGCGCCGAGUCCAGUGGCGGGAGUGUAUGACAUCAGUAACAGUAGCACGCAGCUCAUCAUGAUGAACAACAAAGUCCGUAAGAAAAGCAAGCUAAGAGGUUACAAUGAUGCAAACGAGGAAUCGGACAGAAUCCCCAACCCUGAUCGCCAUUUGCGAACAUCAUCCCCAGUCAACAAGGAAUUUCACACGAAGUGUCUCAACUCCCAGUCUCCCCGCUAUACACCCUCUGUCUGUAGUGACCUGGAGUGGAAUUCUCAAAGGUCACAAGCCAAGUUCUAUGAUGGUUCCCCUGUCAACCCUAAGAGACACACUUCAUGCCGAGUACCCACUGAUCCUACAGCAUUCCAGAUCGGCAUGUUAACAGAAUCUCCUCGACGUUCCUCCAGUCGACUUUCUCUGCCGGCACGGUUCCAAUCCAGUCCCCUCCUUACCCACCCGGAGCUGAAGCCUGGAGAGCGAGCGUACCUUACACACAUCGCACGCAUUUACAGCGCAGGCCAGAUGAUGAAACUGAAACAGGCGCAGUACAACCAACUUCUCUUCAAGGAGAUGGAGAAAGGUCUGUACGGUAGAGAUGAGGUGGAGAGGUAUGGCAGAUUUAUCAACAUGGGAAAGGAUCGCCAAUACCAGAUGUUACGGCCUACGACUGGGUUCCGACGUGUCAUGUCUGCUCCACCCCAGAAAUAUCACAUGUAUGACAGUAACACAUACAGCAACAAUGACGAUUCCUUCUCCACAGAAAAAUCCUCUGAUACCAAGAAAAAUUCCAACGAUGAAAAGGAAGGAAAGCGACCGAAAACAGGAGCUCCAAGAUCAACCAGGGAACAGUCAUCACAAAGGUCAAAGACACAGCAAAUCUAUAAAGCAACUCAAGAGAUUCCUCCAGCACGAUCAAACAAAGAAUCGACUAACAAGCCUCCUGUGAAGGCCAAUCGCUCUCAAAACAAUGGAAAGCAAGGGGUGAACAACAAGACAGAAGUCUCCCCAGCAUCUUCAUCAACCGAGAGUUCAUCUGAUAAUAACAGACGAGAGGCAGGCAGUAGCUCACACAGAGAGGGAAACGAUAGACCAAAAUCUCGUCUAGGUCAUGCAAGCCCCAAGACCACAGCAGCUGAACAGAAGAGAUCAGACUCAGAAAGCAGUGGAAAAGAUAAUGGAACUGACACAAGCACCACCUACCAGAAAGUUCCACCUUCGUCUCCAAGAGAUGAGCAAUCGCAGAGUAAUGGUACUUCUUCAUAUGAAAAUAAGCGGCUUACACCUGUAUUAGAAAAUCAAACAAGUUCUGAACAAAAUGAAAGUAGUGAUAGUUCAAAUGUCAGAAAAGACGACAGCAAUAUAUCAUCUGACGAAAGUCAGGGUCAACAAAGGUCAUCAUCUGAAGAAAGCAAAGGUCAGGAAAGAUCAUCAGAUGACAGCAGGGGUCAGCAAAGGUCAUCAGAUGAUGAUCAAGGUCAACAAAGAUCAACAGAUGAUGACAGCAAGGGUCAACAGAUGUCAUCAGAUGAUAGUCAGGGUCAACAAAGAUCAACAGAUGAUGACAGCAAGGGUCAACAGAGGUCAUCAGAUGACAGUCAAGGUCAACAAAGAUCAAUGGAUGAUAGCAGCAAGGGUCAACAGAGGUCAUCAGAUGAUAGUGAAAGUCAACAAAGGUCUUUAACCGAUGAAGAGAAAAGUCAGUUAAAGUCCUCAAAUGAGGAGAGUACUGGUCAGGAUGUGUCGGUCACUGAAGAUUACAGCCGAGAUGAUGACCACAACACGAAGUCUGACUACACAACCUCUGAGGAAACCCAGCCAACAAAGUCUACAACAGAAAACACCUACACGUCUCAAACAACACAGGACAAAUCUGACGCCCACACCAGCUCUGCUACACAGGGUUAUUCACCUCGUGACAACACCGAGAGUACUAAUGAUGACACGUACACUAUGACGUACGACAGUUCUGCCACCAACCAGCCAACAGAUAAUACAACAUCAGAUAUCCGAAAUCUCAGCACUGAGAAGUCCAGCUCAGCUGAGGACAAAACCACCACAAAUUAUACUGAUGACAGUAAGGUGCAACCUAGACGUGAUUCCCUAGAACUUGAUGAUGUAGAUGAACCAAGACGUGUUAACAAGGAUGUAGAUCAAAUAGAAUACUGAGUGUCUAUAUUACUAAAACAAUUAAAAAAUUAUUGUCCAGUUCAUACACUGGAAACUUAAUUUUAACAAUGACUUUAAUUACACACUGAUGACAUUCCUAUUGUAGUUAUCAAUGACAGAUUGGCAGAGUUCUACACCAUUAAUAAAUGUUUAAAUUUGUCUAUAAAUAACAUCCUCAUUACAACAUGACAGGAACUGAGUGAAAACAGUAUAAUAUUACCUCUGGUAAAGUUGAUACUGUAUCAGCAUUUUACCUGUGGUAAAGUUGAUUCUGUAUCAGUAUUUUACCUGUGGUAAAGUUGAUUCUGUAUCAGUAUUUUACCUGUGGUAAAGUUGAUUCUGUAUCAGUAUUUUACCUGUGGUAAAGUUGAUUCUGUAUCAGUAUUUUACCUGUGGUAAAGUUGAUACUGUAUCAGUAUUUUCCCUGUGGUAAAGUUGAUACUGUUUCAGUAUUUACCUGUGGUAAAGUUGAUACUGUAUCAAUAUUUUACCUGUGGUAUAGUUGAUACUGUAUCAGUAUAUCACCUGUGGUAAAGUUGAUACUGUAUCAGUAUUUUCUGUUCAGUGAUUGAAUGUUUAGUAAUGUACAUUUCCCCAAUCCCAUUUCAAUGUUGAUUUUGUCUUUGUAUAUUACUCAGAAUGUUUGGUUAGGGAUACGUUUUGAAAUAUAUCUGUCAUUCAUUUAUACCCAGGUGUCAAACAAUAUCCUAAGACUUGUAUAUUAGCCCUAUAUGUAUAUCAGUACCUGCAGCAACCUUAAGUUAAUAGCUAUGUAAAAAGUUUGUGCGAGUAUCUUACAAGUAUACUGUUCUUAAGUGAACAGAUCUGCCUAGUUAUUAUAGACGGCCUGGCAGCUGUAUCUUGGAUGGUAGUAUCUGCCUGCCAGCUGUACCUUGGAUGGUAGUAUCGGCCUGCCAGCUGUAUCUUGGAUGGUAGUAUCGGCUUGGCAGCUGUAUCUUGGAUGGUAGUAUCGGACUGACAGCUGUACCUUGGAUGGUAGUAUCGGCCUGCCAGCUGUACCUUGGAUGGUAGUAUCGGCUUGGCAGCUGUAUCUUGGAUGGUAGUAUCGGCUUGGCAGCUGUAUCUUGGAUGGUAGUAUCGGCUUGGCAGCUGUACCUUGGAUGGUAGUAUCGGCUUGGCAGCUGUACCUUGGAUGGUAGUAUCGGCCUGCCAGCUGUACCUUGGAUGGUAGUAUCGGCUUGGCAGCUGUAUCUCGGAUAGUAGUAUCGGCCUGCCAGCUGUACCUUGGAUGGUAGUAUCGGCUUGGCAGCUGUAUCUUGGAUGGUAGUAUCUGCCUGCCAGCUGUACCUUGGAUGGUAGUAUCGGCCUGCCAGCUGUACCUUGGAUGGUAGUAUCGGCCUGCCAGCUGUACCUUGGAUGGUAGUAUCGGCUUGGCAGCUGUACCUUGGAUGGUAGUAUCGGCUUGGCAGCUGUAUCUUGGAUGGUAGUAUCGGCCUGCCAGCUGUAUCUUGGAUGGUAGUGUCGGACGGUCAGCUGUACCUUGGAUGGUAGUAUCGGCCUGCCAGCUGUACCUUGGAUGGUAGUAUCGGCUUGGCAGCUGUACCUUGGAUGGUAGUAUCGGCUUGGCAGCUGUAUCUUGGAUGGUAGUAUCGGCCUGCCAGCUGUACCUUGGAUGGUAGUAUCUGCCUGCCAGCUGUAUCUUGGAUGGUAGUAUCGGCCUGCCAGCUGUACCUUGGAUGGUAGUAUCGGCCUGCCAGCUGUAUCUUGGAUGGUAGUAUCGGACUGUCAGCUGUACCUUGGAUGGUAGUAUCGGCCUGCCAGCUGUACCUUGGAUGGUAGUAUCGGCCUGCCAGCUGUAUCUCGGAUGGUAGUAUCGGCCUGGCAGCUGUAUCUUGGAUGGUAGUAUCAGCCUGGAAGCUGUAUCUCGGAUGGUAGUAUCGGCCUGGCAGCUGUAUCUUGGAUGGUAGUAUCUGCCUGCCAGCUGUACCUUGGAUGGUAGUAUCUGCCUGCCAGCUGUACCUUGGAUGGUAGUAUCGGCCUGCCAGCUGUAUCUCGGAUGGUAGUAUCGGCUUGGCAGCUGUACCUUGGAUGGUAGUAUCGGCCUGCCAGCUGUACCUUGGAUGGUAGUAUCGGCCUGCCAGCUGUACCUUGGAUGGUAGUAUCGGCCUGCCAGCUGUACCUUGGAUGGUAGUAUCGGCUUGGCAGCUGUAUCUCGGAUGGUAGUAUCGGCUUGGCAGCUGUACCUUGGAUGGUAGUAUCGGCCUGCCAGCUGUACCUUGGAUGGUAGUAUCGGCCUGCCAGCUGUACCUUGGAUGGUAGUAUCGGCUUGGCAGCUGUAUCUUGGAUGGUAGUAUCGGCCUGCCAGCUGUACCUUGGAUGGUAGUAUCGGCUUGGCAGCUGUAUCUUGGAUGGUAGUAUCGGCCUGCCAGCUGUACCUUGGAUGGUAGUAUCGGCCUGCCAGCUGUACCUUGGAUGGUAGUAUCGGCCUGCCAGCUGUACCUUGGAUGGUAGUAUCGGCCUGCCAGCUGUACCUUGGAUGGUAGUAUCGGCUUGGCAGCUGUAUCUUGGAUGGUAGUAUCGGCCUGCCAGCUGUACCUUGGAUGGUAGUAUCGGCUUGGCAGCUGUAUCUUGGAUGGUAGUAUCGGCCUGCCAGCUGUACCUUGGAUGGUAGUAUCGGCUUGGCAGCUGUACCUUGGAUGGUAGUAUCGGCUUGGCAGCUGUACCUUGGAUGGUAGUAUCGGCCUGCCAGCUGUACCUUGGAUGGUAGUAUCGGCCUGCCAGCUGUACCUUGGAUGGUAGUAUCGGCCUGCCAGCUGUACCUUGGAUGGUAGUAUCGGCCUGCCAGCUGUACCUUGGAUGGUAGUAUCGGCCUGCCAGCUGUACCUUGGAUGGUAGUAUCGGCCUGCCAGCUGUAUCUCGGAUGGUAGUAUCGGCUUGGCAGCUGUAUCUUGGAUGGUAGUAUCUGCCUGCCAGCUGUAUCUCGGAUAGUAGUAUCGGCCUGCCAGCUGUACCUUGGAUGGUAGUAUCGGCCUGCCAGCUGUAUCUCGGAUGGUAGUAUCGGCCUGGCAGCUGUACCUUGGAUGGUAGUAUCGGCCUGCCAGCUGUACCUUGGAUGGUAGUAUCUGCCUGCCAGCUGUACCUUGGAUGGUAGUAUCGGCCUGCCAGCUGUACCUUGGAUGGUAGUAUCGGCCUGCCAGCUGUACCUUGGAUGGUAGUAUCGGCUUGGCAGCUGUACCUUGGAUGGUAGUAUCGGCCUGCCAGCUGUACCUUGGAUGGUAGUAUCGGCCUGCCAGCUGUACCUUGGAUGGUAGUAUCGGCCUGCCAGCUGUAUCUCGGAUGGUAGUAUCGGCUUGGCAGCUGUACCUUGGAUGGUAGUAUCGGCCUGCCAGCUGUACCUUGGAUGGUAGUAUCGGCCUGCCAGCUGUACCUUGGAUGGUAGUAUCGGCCUGCCAGCUGUACCUUGGAUGGUAGUAUCGGCCUGCCAGCUGUACCUUGGAUGGUAGUAUCUGCCUGCCAGCUGUACCUUGGAUGGUAGUAUCGGCCUGCCAGCUGUACCUUGGAUGGUAGUAUCGGCCUGCCAGCUGUACCUUGGAUGGUAGUAUCGGUCUGCCAGCUGUACCUUGGAUGGUAGUAUCGGCCUGCCAGCUGUACCUUGGAUGGUAGUAUCGGCCUGCCAGCUGUACCUUGGAUGGUAGUAUCGGCCUGCCAGCUGUACCUUGGAUGGUAGUAUCGGCCUGCCAGCUGUACCUUGGAUGGUAGUAUCGGCCUGCCAGCUGUACCUUGGAUGGUAGUAUCGGCCUGCCAGCUGUACCUUGGAUGGUAGUGUCGGACGGUCAGCUGUACCUUGGAUGGUAGUAUCGGCCUGCCAGCUGUACCUUGGAUGGUAGUAUCGGCUUGGCAGCUGUACCUUGGAUGGUAGUAUCGGACUGUCAGCUGUAUCUUGGAUGGUAGUAUCGGCUUGGCAGCUGUACCUUGGAUGGUAGUAUCUGCCUGCCAGCUGUACCUUGGAUGGUAGUAUCGGCUUGGCAGCUGUACCUUGGAUGGUAGUAUCGGCCUGCCAGCUGUACCUUGGAUGGUAGUGUCGGACGGUCAGCUGUACCUUGGAUGGUAGUAUCGGCUUGGCAGCUGUACCUUGGAUGGUAGUAUCGGCCUGCCAGCUGUAUCUCGGAUGGUAGUAUCUGCCUGCCAGCUGUACCUUGGAUGGUAGUAUCGGCCUGCCAGCUGUACCUUGGAUGGUAGUAUCGGCUUGGCAGCUGUAUCUUGGAUGGUAGUAUCGGACUGACAGCUGUACCUUGGAUGGUAGUAUCGGACUGACAGCUGUACCUUGGAUGGUAGUAUCUGCCUGCCAGCUGUACCUUGGAUAGUAGUAUCUGCCUGCCAGCUGUACCUUGGAUAGUAGUAUCUGCCUGCCAGCUGUACCUUGGAUGGUAGUAUCGGCCUGCCAGCUGUACCUUGGAUGGUAGUAUCGGCUUGGCAGCUGUAUCUUGGAUGGUAGUGUCGGACGGUCAGCUGUACCUUGGAUGGUAGUGUCGGACGGUCAGCUGUACCUUGGAUGGUAGUAUCGGACUGUCAGCUGUACCUUGGAUGGUAGUAUCGGUCUGCCAGCUGUACCUUGGAUGGUAGUAUCGGCCUGCCAGCUGUAUCUCGGAUGGUAGUAUCGGCCUGGAAGCUGUAUCUUGGAUGGUAGUGUCGGACUGUCAGCUGUACCUUGGAUGGUAGUAUCGGCCUGCCAGCUGUAUCUCGGAUGGUAGUAUCGGCCUGCCAGCUGUACCUUGGAUGGUAGUAUCGGCUUGGCAGCUGUACCUUGGAUGGUAGUAUCGGCUUGGCAGCUGUACCUUGGAUGGUAGUAUCGGCCUGCCAGCUGUAUCUCGGAUGGUAGUAUCGGACUGACAGCUGUACCUUGGAUGGUAGUAUCGGACUGACAGCUGUACCUUGGAUGGUAGUAUCGGACUGACAGCUGUACCUUGGAUGGUAGUAUCGGACUGACAGCUGUACCUUGGAUGGUAGUAUCGGCUUGGCAGCUGUAUCUUGGAUGGUAGUAUCGGACUGACAGCUGUACCUUGGAUGGUAGUAUCGGACUGACAGCUGUACCUUGGAUGGUAGUAUCUGCCUGCCAGCUGUACCUUGGAUAGUAGUAUCUGCCUGCCAGCUGUACCUUGGAUGGUAGUAUCGGCUUGGCAGCUGUAUCUUGGAUGGUAGUGUCGGACGGUCAGCUGUACCUUGGAUGGUAGUGUCGGACGGUCAGCUGUACCUUGGAUGGUAGUAUCGGACUGUCAGCUGUACCUUGGAUGGUAGUAUCGGUCUGCCAGCUGUACCUUGGAUGGUAGUAUCGGACGGUCAGCUGUACCUUGGAUGGUAGUAUCUGCCUGCCAGCUGUACCUUGGAUGGUAGUAUCGGACGGUCAGCUGUACCUUGGAUGGUAGUAUCGGCUUGGCAGCUGUAUCUUGGAUGGUAGUGUCGGACUGUCAGCUGUACCUUGGAUGGUAAAAAUUAUUCCAUUAUUCCAUCUGUAAUGGCCUUAAAAAAUGAGUGUCAAUCGGUCAAACUUUUCUUAUGUUUUUGUUGCUGUCUAAGCAGGUUUAUGUGAUUUUGUUUGCUUAGCUAGAUAGAAAAGCAGAUGUAAGGGAGAUAAUUCUAGUUUAAACAGACGUCACAAACAUGAUAAUGUUUAUGAAAUUGUAUAGUGAAUGCAGCCAUUGUUUAACAGUAUUAAAACAGUCUGUGAUUUUUUGUUUGUUUUUUAGACCUUUUUAGAUUUUAUCCAUACAUGUAUGACAUGUAGCUGUUGAUGAUGACAGAGAUCGACAUUGUCAUCAAUGUCAGUAUUAGUGUAGAGAGGUGUACAAGUUUUAGAGACACUUAUAUUUUUCUACUGUAUUGUUUUUAAUCUCCUUUAUAGCUCUAUGUGGUAGUCACCAUUGAUGAUGAUUAAGUAGUUAUCCAAAUUAAUCAUAACUGUUUUACAUAUUAAAAUUAAAAGUCUAUAGUUUCAUUGUCCUGAUUUAAAUGUUGCGCUUUUUGAGGAAUUUCAUUAAAUAUGUACAUUACAAAUA
Molecule: messenger RNA, 8597 nt
Organism: Pecten maximus
Lineage: Eukaryota; Metazoa; Mollusca; Bivalvia; Pectinida; Pectinidae
Product: dentin sialophosphoprotein-like
Exons: 9
Coding region: 301-2583 (760 amino acids)
Source: RefSeq, a predicted model, not a curated record